GCGCGUGCGGUGCCGGGGCUCCUACCGUAGCUCCGCGCUGGGCGGCCACAGGCUGGCCUGUCAGGCCUUUCAGGAUGGAGGGGCACGCAGAAAUGGAGAUGCUCAGGACACUGAAGGGACCCUCCACAGGGGAGGUCAGCGUGCACCUGGUGGCCAGAGACAGCCCGGGUUCCAGCCCUCACCUGCCCACCACGGCGUUCAUCAUUCCAGCCACCUCGGCCACCCUUGGCCUGCCCAGCAGUGCCCUGGAUGUGUCCUGCUUUCCGCGGGAGCCCAUCCAUGUGGGCGUCUCUGAGCGAGUGACCGCCAGCAUACCUGUCACGGCCACCGUUCUGCCGCAGUUAAGCGCGGGGCCGGUGGCCAGCUCUAGCGCCAGCACAGUGCGGCUUCUGGAGUGGACGGAGGCCGCAGCCCCGCCUCCUGGGAGCGGCCUGCGGUUCCGAAUUAGCGAGUAUGCGCCACUGAACAUGGUGGGAGCGGAGCAGCCCCCGAGCCCCGAGCUGCGGCAGGAAGGCGUGGCGGAAUACGAAGCUAGCGAGGCCCCAGCGGGAGAUGGUGAUGCCAGCACGCAGCAGCCGGCGGACCUCCCCCAAGGCCCUCCAGAAUAUCCCCCUCAGGACCCCCCAGAGGAUGAUGGCAACUGUCAGUGCCAGGCAUGUGAGCCUCAGCAAAGCUCUGGUCCGGAUCCUGGUUCCGCCAAUGGCGGCUGCCUCCAACUGUACCAGGAACGGUCAGUCAUAGUGGAGAACGCCUCAGGCCAGAACUCCUGCACCCGCACUUCUGAGCUUCUCAAACCCAUGAAGAAGAGGAAGCACAGGGAAUACCGGAGCCCCUCAGAGGAGUCAGAGCCAGACACCAUGGAGAGGCAAGAAGAAGGAAAGGAUCCCGAGGGACAACCCACUGCUAGCACCCCAGAAAGCGAGGAGUGGAGCAGCAGCCAGCCUGUGUCAGGGGAAAAGAAGGAAGGCUGGUCGUGGGAGUCCUACCUGGAGGAACAGAAGGCCAUCACUGCCCCGGUCAGCCUCUUCCAGGACUACCAGGCAGUCACUCAUCACAAGAAUGGCUUCAGACUGGGCAUGAAGUUGGAAGGCAUCGACCCUCAGCACCCAUCCAUGUACUUCAUCCUCACCGUGGCCGAGGUGUGUGGCUACCGCCUACGUCUGCACUUUGACGGGUAUUCCGAGUGCCAUGACUUCUGGAUCAAUGCCAACUCCCCUGACAUUCACCCCGCUGGCUGGUUCGAGAAGACUGGACACAAGCUGCAGCCCCCGAAAGGUUACAAGGAAGAGGAGUUCAGCUGGAGCCAGUACCUGCGCAGCACAAGAGCUCAGGCUGCUCCCAAGCACCUAUUUGUGAACCAGAGCCACAGUCCCCCACCCCUGGGCUUCCAGGUGGGCAUGAAACUGGAGGCCGUCGACCGCAUGAACCCGUCCCUCGUCUGCGUGGCCAGUGUGACUGACGUGGUGGACAGCCGCUUCCUGGUGCACUUUGACAACUGGGAUGAUACUUACGACUACUGGUGUGAUCCCAGCAGUCCCUACAUCCACCCGGUGGGCUGGUGCCAGAAGCAAGGGAAGCCCCUCACCCCUCCACAAGACUACCCAGACCCAGAUAGCUUCUGUUGGGAGAAAUAUCUGGAAGAGACCGGGGCCUCUGCUGUACCCACCUGGGCCUUCAAGGUGCGACCCCCACACAGCUUUCUGGUCAACAUGAAACUGGAGGCUGUGGACCGCAGGAACCCAGCCCUGAUUCGUGUGGCCAGCAUAGAGGACGUGGAGGACCAUCGGAUAAAGCUCCACUUCGACGGCUGGAGUCAUGCCUAUGACUUCUGGAUCGAUGCUGACCACCCAGACAUCCAUCCCGCCGGCUGGUGCUCCAAGACGGGGCACCCCCUGCAGCCUCCUCUCCGACCCAGAGAGACCAGCUCUGCCUCCCCUGGGGGCUGUCCCCCUCUCAGCUAUCGGAGCCUGCCCCACACUAGGACCUCCAAGUACAGCUUCCACCACCGGAAAUGCCCCACUCCUGGCUGUGACGGCUCAGGCCACGUCACAGGCAAGUUCACAGCCCACCAUUGCCUCUCGGGCUGCCCACUGGCUGAGAGGAACCAGAGCCGGCUGAAGGCGGAGCUGUCCGACACAGAGGCCUCGGCCCGCAAGAGGAACCUCUCGGGCUUCUCCCUAAGGAAGAAGUCGCGUCAUCAUGGCCGGUGCGGAGGGCAAGGGUGCAGGGCUUCGUGUCCUCUCGGGCCAGGCCAGGCUCUGAUUCCCUGCCAUGGACCUGGUCCCUCUCUCUCCAGGAUUGGACGCCCUCCAAAGUAUCGGAAGAUCCCACAAGAGGAUUUCCCGACACUAACGACCGACGUCAUGCACCAGUCCCUCUUCAUGUCAGCCCUGUCGGCCCACCCUGACCGUUCGCUGUCAGUGUGCUGGGAGCAGCACUGCAAGCUCCUGCCAGGAGUGGCGGGCAUCUCAGCCUCCACAGUCGCCAAGUGGACCAUUGAUGAGGUCUUCGGCUUUGUUCAGACCCUGACAGGCUGUGAGGACCAAGCACGACUCUUCAAAGAUGAGGUAAGUAAGUCGCAAGUGCAAAGUGGGGACAGAAAAGGGUCACUCACCAAGAUCGCAGGGGGCAGUUGCCCUCGCCAGCCCUGCCCCCAGCUAGGGAGGGCCCUCUGUUGUCCCACCCGGGUGAGACUAAUCAAAAACCUGGCAUGGACGGUGGCCCAGCUUGGGAACCUUCUGUGUGGAGACCAUCUUCAAGAAGGAAAAAGCACCCAGAAGACCAGAUUCCAUGCACUCCUCUGCCCUCUGCCCAAUCGUUUGUUUUCCAAACUUAGCUUUACCAGUGACAGUCAGUAAAUUCGAGUCUAUUUGGAGUGGCACAGGUGUUGCCAUUUACUCCAAGGACCCUCACCUACACUCAAAAUCAAGACCCGAAAGCCUCCCGAAGGUAAGAAACAGUGAGUUGUAGCUAAAAGAACGCUCGCUUUGCGGAGAGUUUGGGUUUGGAUCCCGGUUCUGCCAGUUGGAGCUCUUGACUGCCUCUGAUCCUGCAUCUUCUUCUCUAUAAAAUGGAGGUAAAAUGAGUGUAAUGAAGGGUGUGAUGAAGACUACCUCUCAGGGCCAUUGCGAGCAUUGGCAAUGAUCAACAGAUCAUUGUACCACUAGUCUAUAUUCUACUAUUACAGACAUUCUAUAUGAUUCUAUAUUAAUAUCAUAUCUGUUAUAGAGUAACAUAGACAUCAUGUCCCUCUACCAGAAGGACUGACAGUCAGUGGCAGUGGUGACUUUCUUAAAUGACCAACUCGAUCAUGACUCUUCUAAUGUGUAGAAUUUGAAACUGGAAGGGACCUUUGAGAUCGUUUAGGUCUUACUUUCAAAGAGUACAUUCCUCCCCCUUCACCCAGGAGAGUGUAGUCCUUGCCCCCCAUAGGUGUCCCCUCCAGGUAGGUGCCCGUGAGGAAGAACCCUGCCCCCUUUCCCUGGAAGAAUCCCUUUAUCCGGGUCCAACAUGGCCAGUCGCCCGUCACAUCCUUGCGUGGCGGCGCUCCCUGUCUCCUCCCCGUUCUGGGUGUUUGCCUUGCGGGUUGUUGAUCCUCUUCCCAUUCAUGUGUGUGUCCAGAGCUGGGCCCUGUGUUCUCAGAUGCCCUCUCACCAACACACAACACCCCGGGCCGCUGCUCCCUUGCGUGGUUCCAGUUUUUGUUUCUAAAAAGACUUUAUUAUUUUAGAGCAGUUUUAGGUUCACAACACAAUGGAGAGGAAGGUCCAGAGAUUUCCCCUAUGCCCCCUGCCCGCCUAUAGGCACAGCUUACCCCAUUGCCGAUGUCACUCACCAGAGCGGGAUCUUUGUUACAACUGACACCUAGAUGUCUUUAGAUGGAGAUAAAAUGUACAUGGAGCAAGAGGCACCCAUCUUAAAAGGCACCCAUUCCACAAGUUUUGUGAAACGUAUGUACCCUGAACCCAAUACAUCAGUCAAACUAUAAAACAUUUCCAUCGUACCAGAACGUUCUUUCUUGGCUCCUUUUGUCAGU
Molecule: messenger RNA, 4036 nt
Organism: Hipposideros armiger (great roundleaf bat)
Lineage: Eukaryota; Metazoa; Chordata; Mammalia; Chiroptera; Hipposideridae
Gene: L3MBTL1
Product: L3MBTL histone methyl-lysine binding protein 1
Exons: 20
Coding region: 75-2858 (927 amino acids)
Biological process (GO): negative regulation of DNA-templated transcription
Cellular component (GO): nucleus
Molecular function (GO): histone binding; zinc ion binding; chromatin binding
Source: RefSeq, a predicted model, not a curated record